GAUUACGUAAUGCCGCGGUGGCUGAGGCGGUUCCGCUGGCCGGUGUGUACGCGGCGAGCGAGUCCAGGUGCGGCCCGCUCGGCUCCUCCGGCGCCCCAGACCCCGGCCCCGACCCCCGCUGCGGCCCGGCCGCCGCCCGAACAUGGACUCCGCAGGCCAAGAUAUCAACCUGAAUUCUCCUAACAAAGGUCUGCUGUCCGACUCCAUGACAGACGUCCCUGUCGACACAGCGUUGGCUGCCCAGACUCCUGCUGUUGAGGGUCUGACCGAGGCUGAGGAGGAGGAGCUUAGGGCUGAGCUUGCAAAGGUGGAAGAGGAAAUUGUCACUCUGCGCCAGGUCCUGGCGGCCAAGGAGAGGCACUGUGCCGAGCUGAAGAGGAAGCUGGGCCUCUCUGCCUUGGAGGGCCUGAAGCAGAACCUGUCUAAGAGCUGGCAUGACGUGCAGGUGUCUAACGCCUACAUGAGAACUUCUGAGAAACUUGGAGAGUGGAAUGAGAAAGUGACCCAGUCAGACCUCUACAAGAAGACUCAAGAAACUCUCUCUCAGGCGGGACAGAAGACGUCGGCUGCCCUGUCCACCAUGGGCUCUGCCAUUAGCAGAAAGCUCGGGGAUAUGAGGAAUUCUGCGACCUUCAAGUCGUUUGAAGACCGAGUUGGGACCAUAAAGUCUAAGGUUGUAGGUGGCAGAGAGAAUGGCAGUGAGAACCUUCCCUCCCCAACCGGGAGUGGCGCCAAGCCCCUGCCCGAUCACACGCCUUUCUAAGCCCGUCGCAGCUUUGCCCGGCCACGGAACAAGUGUAAGCACAUCCUCAUCGCCUCGACUGCGACUCUGC
This is a messenger RNA of Odobenus rosmarus divergens (Pacific walrus), 833 nucleotides long. It is a transcript of the gene TPD52L2, whose product is annotated as tumor protein D52-like 2. Gene Ontology annotation, biological process: carbohydrate metabolic process. The record is from RefSeq and is a predicted model, not a curated record. Gene Ontology annotation, cellular component: cytoplasm. The transcript has 7 exons. NCBI's taxonomy places the organism in Eukaryota, Metazoa, Chordata, Mammalia, Carnivora, Odobenidae. Bases 143 to 763 code for a protein of 206 amino acids.